Uranotaenia lowii is the source of this 699-nucleotide messenger RNA. RefSeq lists its product as uncharacterized. NCBI's taxonomy places the organism in Eukaryota, Metazoa, Arthropoda, Insecta, Diptera, Culicidae. Bases 1 to 699 code for a protein of 232 amino acids. The transcript has a single exon. Gene Ontology annotation, molecular function: metallocarboxypeptidase activity; zinc ion binding. The record is from RefSeq and is a predicted model, not a curated record. Gene Ontology annotation, biological process: proteolysis.
AUGGAGCGCGUUCUAAUUCUACUACUAGGAUUUGGCUUAGUCCAAUCGUUUGUCAUACAUGAUGUGCAGGAAGCUUAUUCGGAAGAAAUAGACGAACAUAGCCUCAACACGAUCUACAAUAAACUUUAUUCGCUAGCCGAUCAAUAUGAUGAAGCAGAAAUUAUACAUUUUACGUUGUCAAACGGAAAUGUCAUCCCAGGUAUAAAGGUGUCCUUCAGUUCUUCAAAACUUGAUUUAGCUCUAGAAGGUGGAAUCGAUCGCACCGGAUGGAUUACUCCGGCCGUAUUGGUAUACUUUGCAGAAGAGCUUCUCACGAGUGAGAACCCUUUGGUGAGAAGUUUGGCCGAAAUCAUAAAUUGGCAGAUUUUUCCAACCAUGAGUCCAGAUGCUUACGAACACCCGGAAGUUUUCCCUAAAAAUGAAUUCGCCUAUAAGUUUCCAGUGCAGGGAUUUUUCGAAUCGACUGCCGAUAAUCAGCUUUGGGUCAACUCCUUCCCUUCUCUGCAACUUGAACGUCAAGGUUUGAUCGAAGGCAUUCCACGGCACUGGAUUUCAGAAAAUACCGAUCAACUCAACCCGCAAGAAAAGGCAAAAUUGCUUUUUGAGCAUUUGAUCAAGGCAGUAAAUUAUCACGACCAAGCUGUUAAGCCAUUUGUUGACUCAACUAAAUUGAACGCUGAAAUUUUUUCUCACAAUUGA